Molecule: messenger RNA, 252 nt
Organism: Grammomys surdaster
Lineage: Eukaryota; Metazoa; Chordata; Mammalia; Rodentia; Muridae
Product: histone H3.3-like
Exons: 1
Coding region: 1-252 (83 amino acids)
Cellular component (GO): nucleosome
Molecular function (GO): structural constituent of chromatin; DNA binding; protein heterodimerization activity
Source: RefSeq, a predicted model, not a curated record
AUGGGCCCUACAAAGCAGACUGGCCACAAAUCCAUCAGGGGUAAAGUGCCCAGGCUACAACUGGCUACAAAAGUCGCUCUCAAGAGUGCGCCCUCUACUGGAGAGGUAGAGAAUCCUCAUCGUUACAGGCCCAUGGCACUCCGUGAAAUCAAGCCCUAUCAGAAGCCCACUGAACUUCUGAUUCGCAAGCUCCCCUUUCAGCGUCUGGUGCGAGAAAUUGCUCAGAACUUCAAAACAGAUCUGCGCUUCUAG